Messenger RNA from Galendromus occidentalis (western predatory mite), 1731 nucleotides. Its product is annotated as RNA-binding protein squid. Gene Ontology annotation, molecular function: RNA binding. Bases 130 to 1041 code for a protein of 303 amino acids. Lineage: Eukaryota; Metazoa; Arthropoda; Arachnida; Mesostigmata; Phytoseiidae. The record is from RefSeq and is a predicted model, not a curated record. The transcript has 4 exons. Gene Ontology annotation, cellular component: chromatin; nucleoplasm. Gene Ontology annotation, biological process: regulation of gene expression.
GGAGAGUCGCAAAACCUUUCCAUAUAUAACACACCGGCCAUCGUUGUUCGAGCGUACUCGUGAGCGCGGCGAAUCGUUUCCAAGCUACUUUCGCUGAAGCAAUUGUGUUUGUCGAAUUUCCGUGCCAACAUGACGGACGUGGAAGCCCAGAUGACGACUGAAAGCGUCGAGCAGGUUGAAGAUCAGAAAAUGGAAGCUACCAAUGGAGACGGAACCGACGGCUCCAAUGGAACAACUACCAGCACCGCCGACGCUGAAGACCGGAAACUCUUCUGCGGUGGCUUGUCCUUUGACACCACCGAUGCCGAUCUCCGAUCACAUUUCGAGAAAUACGGUGAGAUCCAAGAGUGCACCGUGAAGAUGGAUCCCAUGACCAAGAAGAGCCGCGGUUUCGGUUUCAUCACCUUCGGAUCGAAGCAGGCCGUCGAAGACGCCAUCGCCGGCGCGCCGCAUACGAUUAAAGGCAAACAGAUCGAUCCCAAGGCUGCCAAGGCUCGACCCGGCGCCAAGAAGGUAUUCUGCGGCGGUCUCCCUCCCGAGACGACUGAAGAAGAGAUCAGAACAUAUUUCGGCCAGUACGGUAACAUCGAGGCUCUCGAGUUGCCCGUGGACAAAGAGAAGAACCAACGCCGUGGCUUCAUUUUUGUGACUUACGAGACUACUGCUGCCGCCGAUGCGGCCGUCAAAAAGCCCAAGCAAACUAUCAAUGGCAAAGAAUGCGACGUCAAGAAGGCUACACCCAAGAACGAUACUUAUCGCGGAGGCUGGGGAGGCUACGGCAUGCGCGGAGGACGAGGCGGACGCGGUGGCGGUCGCGGUGGACGAGGAGGAUACAACCAAGGUGGCUGGGGCGGUUACGACGCCUACGGCUACGGUGGAGGAUACGGUGGCUACGGCGGAUACGGUGGCUACGGCGGAUACGAAGGAGGAUGGGGAGGACCUCAAGGAGGCUACGGAGGCGGCGCCCAAUGGCAACAGGGCGGCAGCUAUGGCAAACAGGGCCGAGGAGGAAGAAACACCGGCUACCAUCCCUACCGCUAGACUGAGUUGUCGAUUGAGACAGCUCUGCUCUGAUCGUUUCCAUCUAUCGAACUAGCCGCGCCCCGAAGUAGCGGGAAGCUCUCAUGGUCGCUUGCUCGGUUGGUCGGUAAAAGGAUAAUGAUGUCACAGAGGGAGAAUCGCGAAAGAAAUCGAGGAGGAAAGUGUCUCGUAGAUGAGGUGUCGAUGCAUGAGCUAGACGUUGGCCGACGGAACGGAAAGAUACAUGUCGUAGCUAAAACGAACACUCCGGUCCUUCCCGACCGACAGAAUAAAUCGUAAAUGUCUGAAAAAAUUACCGAUGAGAAAAGCACGCUUCAAGCGAUAAAAGAAUGAAAAAAAAUCCUUGACUUUUCUAACAACAGGCACUUCAUAGAACGUAGACGUUCAAUUUAAAUCAUUCGUCACCUUUUCUGUUAGUAGCUUCGUCUGAGAUUAGGCUGCCAAACUUAGAGGAUAGAACCUACGUAAACAUAAAGAGAAACGAAAUGCGUAUCGCAAACACCUCAAGCUUCAGCGUCGAAACGAUUCGAUCAUUCGGGAACAAGUCGCGAUGAAAUUAUUGUAAAAAUGGGAGAAUUUUCUGAUUGCCGCUCUGGAAAGUCCUCCCCGCUUAACGGUUCGUCUGUACAUAAAUGGAAGCUCCGACCUGUAUGCUACAAAUAAAUUAAUUCACAUCCUUAAAUAACAAAA